This is a messenger RNA of Ailuropoda melanoleuca (giant panda), 7906 nucleotides long. It is a transcript of the gene BCAT1, whose product is annotated as branched chain amino acid transaminase 1. Gene Ontology annotation, molecular function: branched-chain-amino-acid:2-oxoglutarate transaminase activity. Lineage: Eukaryota; Metazoa; Chordata; Mammalia; Carnivora; Ursidae. Gene Ontology annotation, cellular component: mitochondrion. Gene Ontology annotation, biological process: L-leucine biosynthetic process; L-valine biosynthetic process. The transcript has 11 exons. The record is from RefSeq and is a predicted model, not a curated record. The coding region runs from base 368 to 1693 and encodes 441 amino acids.
GUCUUUCCUCAUCAGUUUGCGCGUGGGGGUCGGUGGCAGAUGAGAGCCAGUGCACAACUGCCAAUCCUGGGCUACAAACUCGGGGGUUGAAACUGCCCUUAGUCGGUGCGUCCAAGGAAAGUCUCCCCUAAUGUAAAUUAAUUUCCCGGAGGUUGCCUUCGCCUUGGCCGAGGGGCGUUUCCGGGCCAUUUACCCAGGGUUGUUUGGUAAAUAAGGAUGCUCCCGAAGUACCUGCGUUUGGAAAGGCGCUCGCUUGCGGCGCGCACUCUCGCGCCCCAGCCCGGGACCAGGUGGCGGGGACGAGGGCUUUGGUUUUACCCAUUGAAGAGAGAGAAGGACCAGACUGGUGGAGGCUCCUCCUCCAGGGAUGCUGGAGGGACUGCGUCGUUCCCUGCGCCUAGCCCUGGCGCCGGGCCCCCGGCGGUGGCAGCCCGCGCCGCGCAGUCAGUGCGCCGGGGCUUGGCCGCGCCGCCCGCUCUCGCGUCCAGCCGCGCUCUGCGUGCCGCCGCCGCUCUCCGCAGCCCCGCGCUCCGGGAGCCUUCCCAUGGCCAGCCCGACCCGCGCCGCUGCGGCCCUCGCCCGCCAGGACUGCAAUAACGGAUGCUCCCCAGAAUGUACCGGAGAAGCGGGAUCAAAGGAGGUGGUGGGGACUUUCAAGGCGAAAGAUCUAAUAAUCACACCAGCCACCAUUUUAAAGGAAAAACCAGACCCAAGCACUCUGGUUUUCGGAACCGUUUUCACAGAUCACAUGUUGACGGUAGAGUGGUCCUCAGAGUUUGGAUGGGAGAAACCGCGUAUCAGGCCUCUUCAAAACCUGUCGCUGCACCCUGGCUCAUCAGCUCUCCACUACGCCGUGGAGUUAUUUGAAGGAUUGAAGGCAUUUCGAGGAGUAGAUAAUAAAAUUCGACUGUUUCGGCCAAACCUCAACAUGGAUAGAAUGCAUCAAUCUGCUGUGAGGGCCACUUUGCCGGUAUUUGACAAGGAAGAGCUUUUAGAGUGUAUUAAACAGCUUGUGAAAUUGGAUCAAGAAUGGGUCCCCUAUUCAACAUCUGCUAGUCUGUAUAUCCGUCCUACAUUCAUCGGAACUGAGCCUUCUCUAGGAGUCAAGAAGCCUACCAAAGCCCUGCUCUUUGUAAUCUUGAGCCCCGUGGGGCCUUAUUUUUCAAGUGGAACCUUUAAGCCGGUGUCCCUGUGGGCCAAUCCGAAGAAUUACGGCUCAUCCCUUUUUGCCCAGUGUGAAGCAGCGGAUCACGGCUGUCAGCAGGUCUUGUGGCUCUAUGGAGAGGAUGAUCAGAUAACAGAAGUUGGAACUAUGAAUCUUUUUCUUUACUGGAUAAAUGAAGAUGGAGAAGAAGAGCUUGCAACUCCUCCGCUAGAUGGCAUCAUUCUUCCAGGAGUGACAAGACGGAGCAUUCUGGACCUGGCACACAAGUGGGGUGAAUUUAAGGUGUCGGAGAGGUACCUCACCAUGGAUGACUUGACAACAGCCCUGGAGGGGAACCGAGUGAGGGAGAUGUUUGGCUCUGGGACAGCCUGCGUGGUUUGCCCUGUUUCUGAUAUACUGUACAAGGGUGAGACUGUACACAUCCCAACUAUGGAGAAUGGUCCGAAGCUUGCAAGUCGGAUCUUGGACAAAUUGACUGAUAUUCAGUACGGAAGAGAAGAGAGCAACUGGACAAUCAUAGUGUCCUGAAUGGAAAAUGCAGGCUAUCAUCUGUGUGCUGUGGAGACUGACUAUUGCAGUUGAAUUACGAUAGAUUUCUUUAGCUACCUGUUUUUAGUUGUGCAUAAUGUAGUUUGUAUUAUCGGUGUUACCGGGGUCAUUGUUUCCUCACACCAGAGAAAAUGAAUUGCAAUCAAGUGGUCUUUUGUAAACUUGGUGGUAGAAACUUACUUUACCUUCUCUUGGAAAGAUGAUCGUGUAAGCCAUAGAGCAUAGAAUUUUCCUCAGUAAUCUUAGUGCCUCCCUUAUUACUUUACUCAGAUACAGAAGUGUUUAUUCCUUAGCAUAAAUUAUGUUCUGCUCCUCAACCAAACGAGUUUGUGUUUGAAAACUGAUCUGAGUAAAUUUCAUAGGUAACAUUUCCUGUGAUGUAUCGUCAUCUUCAGAAAAUGGUUGGGUUUUGUUUUGGUUUCUUAUCAUUAAGACUUCAAAAAUUGGUCUCCUUCCCUUCACUUUUUUUUUUUUUGCAGGCCCCCCGCACUAUGUCCAUCUUAAGGUAAAUCUCUCCCCUUCUUCCUGAUGUCACAGUCUGCUCCAAGUUCUCCUUGCACAUCAGCAAGACCUGUGCACAUUUCCACCCUUGUUCUUUCUGCACUGUAUUGUAGUUGGCUGUUUGUCAGGCUCUGAUACAAGCUUGAGGGUCUUGUGCCUUAGAGAUCUUUGUAGUCCCCUGCCUGACACAUAAUAGAUACUCAUUAAGUAAUGAAUGAACAUUUAGCUUCUAUAGAAGUGUACCACCUUUGUUUCUAUAUUAUGAAACCUCUUUAUUAGAAUUCGUGGUUGAUUCUGAUGUUGUGCACAUGUACCUCAUAUUGCCUUUAUUUUCCAGGGACUGCUAAAUCGUUAGAGAUACUCAAAGACAUAACUUGUUGGAGGGAUUAUUUUGUAUUUGAAGACUGUCUUGGAAUUGAAAUAACAGCUCUAGCGAGGUUGUGAUAUCACACCAACCAAAUGGAAAUGACAUAUGUUAAGUGUUAAAUACAAAAUAAAUCCUCAUAUCUAGCUUUUUGGUAGAAAGCAAAGAGGUGUAUACUUUGCUUGUAUAGGUGUUCAUUUCUGUUGAAUGGGGAUUGGGUGAUCACGUGGUUAGGAGAGGGAGAGCAAUUCUGGAUGUUAUUUUCCUCAUUUAGGAGCUGUGAGUUAAAAUCAAAUCCUGGUUUAUCUAGGGGAAAGUCAGAUCUUGCUAGAAAACAUUUACCCUUGGAAGGUCAACUCUGAGACUUUAUAUUUCGGUUUCCCUCAGUUCUAAUAACUUUCAUCUUGCUGAUCAUAUUUCAUUCUCUUCAGAGCAAGGGAAAAACAUUUCUAAAAGUUUGAUGUGUUAGAAAAAUUUCCUUAAGGCAUUUAGCAGCACAUAGCAAAAGGGGCUUUGAUUCUUUUUCAAGACUUUUGUUUGGCCAUAGGGUCCUUUUAGAUAGGAAUGGUAAAAUGAAAAUUAGAGAAGUAUAAGAUGAAAAGGAAUAGUAAAAAAUAUCUUUUAGGGGGCUUUUAAUUGGUGAUCUGAAGUCUUGGAAGAGUCUUUUCUUUCCAGGGCUCAAGUGCUUUAACUGUCCUCUACACAUAUUCAUCAAGUACUAUUCUUUGCCUCGGCUAAAUCCUGUGACCUCGUUUUUAAUAGAGUAGUCUAGAAGAGACUUAAAGGUAAUUCUAACCUGUCAAGUAGCACUUAAUAACUAGACUCACAUUUCUGUGAGAAACAGAAAUCAUUUGUUUGCCAUAAAUACAUUUUAUACUUUGCAUCUCUAAAUUGAGUGUGGCAACACAUGUCCGUUCUAGAAGUUAGAGAACAAUAUGUCUUGACAUUAUGUCUCUCUGAUUUCUUUCAUCAGACCUUAAGAGGAUUUUAAGCCCUCUCUCCCAGAUGGAGUGAAAACUAAGGAUAUACAUUUUAAAAAACUGGAGGUCUCCUAAAACAGAGAACACAAUCUGCCAUUCUCUUUUAAGUAAUAAGACAGAAAAUUGACCUUGACACUAACUUGUUAAGUAGAUUUAAAAGGAACAUCUGCACAUCUUUUUUCCUUGUGCACUAUUUGUUUAAUUGCAGUGGAUUAAUACAGCAAGAGUGACACAUUAUAACUAGGCAAUUAUCCAUUCUUCAAGACUUAGUUAUCCUAACACUAAUUGAUCAUUUAUGGCGUAAGAUAGUCUAGCAUUAGGAACAUGUGAGGCUAAUCUGCUCAAAAAGAUCAACAAAUUAAUAUUGUUGCUGAUAUUUGCAUAAUUGGCUGCAAUUAUUUAAUGUUUAAUUGGGUUGAUCAAAUGAGAUUCAACAAUUCACAUGUGCAUGAAUAUAAACAGAACUGGUGGCACUUAGAAUGAUAAUGAUUAACUUAUUUUGCAUGUUCUCUUCUUCCCACUUUUUUUCAGUUUUUACAUUUCAGACCAAGUCUGUCAGCGUUUUCCGAAACACGUGGGGAGAAACCACGAUUUUAAAAUGAAGCGUUCAGACAUAAACAAAACUUGGGCAUUUCCUAAAGAUAUUUGCAAUUAGAAAGUUUCUUGGUUAUAGUCAUUUUUUAAGGAUUCCAAUCCCGAUGCACCCAAAGAAGCAUCAGCUGGAGGGCUGAGCAGACUUCUCUCCAGCACCUGCAACUGGCAGGAAUGAAUACACUAAUACCUGUUUUUACCUUUGCUUUUGAAAGUACAAAGGAAGAGGGAAAAGGAAAGAGAAAACUUGUUAGGGAAUCAUCAUUUUUUUUCUACUUGGUACACACCCUCUCUUCUUUUCUCAGAAUAUUACCAUAAGGGGAACGGAAAAAAAAGGUCACAGCCAGUAGCAGCAAGAAAGUGCAGUGCACCACCACCUCCGUGACAGGCGGCAUCCAUGCUCCUAGAGUUAGGGGGAGCCUUACGCUAGACGCCGUAGGUUAAAAUUCCUCAUUGAAUCCGUUUCACUGCUUGAUGUAAUUGUGCCUAAACGGGCUCUUGCUUUCCUCACAUCAGCGCCCUUGAGCACUGUGGCAAUUAAUGAGCGUAUCUUGGUCAAAAGGAUCGUAGGAGCCUUUUUAUUAAGGUGGUAGAAUCAGCCCCCUCCACUUUAGGGGAGUUGUGCUACACGAUCAGCUGCCAGAAUAAGUUUAUUAUUCUCCCCAUUCCCACUCAGCGCCCAGUCACUGUGUUCUUUUUCCUUAAAAAGUUCCUGUUUAAAAAGUCUAUGUUCGGUUUACCGUUACGAUUGGGAAAAUGCGUUUAUCGUAAGCAGAAAAUGACCACACUUGUUCACUGUAUCUUUUCUAAAAUACUUCGGGCAAUCAGUAUUCAUCAGAUGGACUAAAGCAAAGGGCUUCGGGGUUGGAGAAGCAUGGUAAGGAUCCCCUAUUUCAUGUUCUGAUGCUUAAUGGGAGAAAAGAAGUCUUUGUAAUGUGGAUUUCUUCUUACGUGGAUAUGCAGAAACUUAAGUUAUAAGUAGUAAAGCUCACAAAUAGUUUUGGUGGACACAUCACAACACCUGUCACUCUGUUUUACCACAAGCAGGAUUUGUUCACCUGUCCUCCAGAUAUCUCCCCCCAAAGGAGACAAAGAGUACCAGCUUUUCAAUAAGCAUUACCUCUGACCAAGGUCAUAAAGAUUAUAGUUCAUUCGAUCAGUUAAUUUGAUAGGUGUUGAGUACCCACAAAUUUGUAUCUAACGUAACUAGCAGUAGAGAUUACGAAGUUAGUUUUAGAAAAUAAAUGGUACAUAGACGUCACAUUUAUGGAGUUGAUACUCUACUACGUAAGCAAAUUCUUAGAUAAAAAAAGAAAUAAUGCAGUUAGAUAGUAAGGAGAUGACAGCCAGAACACAUCUCUUAUCAAGAAAUCACAACAUUUUCAUCUCAUGUUUUCUAAGGAAAUUGGUCCCUUUUUUCAUUCCUUCCUUCUUUCUCGUGCAAAACUGCUCAGUGGUGUUAGUAUUGAGAGGUUAUUCAGCCACAGUCUAUGUGGUGUGAAUUCCCUCUUGGCUUACCGCUUACUGCCAACCUACCUAGUACAUUUGUUAACUACCUUCUUUGGAGCAAUGUUAACUUGUCAUGGUUCAUCUAACAAAAGAUCACCUUAAAUUACAUCAUCUUUGCUGAUCUUAAACUCAAAGUCAGGUAUUACUGAAAUAAAAUGUUCCUAGGGUGUGUUUUUCUGGAAAAUAUCCAUUAUGAAUCAAACUGUUUAGAGUGUUGGCUUGAAAACGAUGGAGCUAGCUACUCAGAAAAUCAUAGGCGGAAGACUAAUAUAACAACGAUUUUUCAUGGUUUGAGGUUUUAAAAGAAAGGCCAUUUAGAGUAUUGCAACAAGAUUAUCCUACUCAUCAUUGCCAAAACACUUUAAAAAAUUUAAAGGUAGAAGAAAGUGAUUUUUCUCCUCAGCAUACAUACUUUAUGACAAGACUUCUCAGAUAUUAAUUUGGGGGACUUGAUUAAAAAAAAGGUCAACAACAUAUAAUAGCAUUUGUGGGAAAAUAAUACCCUGGGAUCAGAUAUAAGUAGAUAUAUUUGCUUUUGUGAAUGGUAAAGGCAUGGAAUUCAGUAUUAGAAAUGAAGCAGUCUUUAAAAUCUGCCGGAUACAAUGACUGAAGUCUUAAGUACUCGUAUUCUGUCUGGAGCUGUAUUCUUCAUACCACUGUACACCCUAUUAACAGGGCCUGAAACUUGAGCUGCAUAGUGUUCGGCUUGGAGAAUCCACUGUUGGGACAGGUAGGAAUUGACGAUAAGCUGUGGGAUGAGAAUGAAUUGAAAUACAGUUUCAUUGACAGAUUUCUCUGCACAUCCACUUCGCAAUGGCUAGGUUCCUUGUUGCCCAUUAUUAAAUUAUGGGGAAAGAAACUUUAUUAGUUAGAGAUGUCAGAAGAACAACCACUGAAGGUACAGGAAGGAAUGAGGGGGGGAUCAUACUUCUGUGUUGUCCAGAGAAGCCUUUUUCUUACCGUGCCAGCCAUAGGCACCUUCUGCUUUCAACAUGGAUGCCAAAUACAAAUCAUGCCAGUUAGGAAGGGGAUAAUAGAGUGGCCAGUUCAUCAGACAUUAGAAUUCAGCCUUGAUCUUGAGGUAAUAAUCUGAUGGUCUUGUUACAUGGAAACCACAUUACUACGAAUUUAGGUAAGACUUUAUUUUAUAAUUGCAGUAGUCUGUAAGAUCUACUGUGUCAUUUCUUCAACCAUUUAAGAUUUGUGAAGCUUCUUGAGGCUGAAAAAACAGGUGACAAGGAGUAGAUUGUGACUCUUGCCCCCCACCCCCCUUAGAAAUACAAUUUACCACCAUCCUCUUUUCCUUGGUGCAGGUUAACUGAUUUGGAAAUUAGUUGAAUAUAGGCAUUUAGUUUUAAACUAAAAUCAUGCUGCAGUUUCCCGAAGUUGAUUUCACAGUGGUCAUCAAAGUCAUUCUCAGGGUUAACACAGGAAUGCAAAUAUCUGCCUCAAUUUUUACUUCAUUGAUGAGUUUUUGAAGAGUGCAGGAAUUCUCUCAAGUGUAUGGCUGUAAGUAGAUUUUGAAUGAAGUCUCAUAAAUUAAGCUAGCUAAUCUGUAUGUAUCUGUAAAUUCUGCAGAUGUUUCCCUGGUGACUUCUGAGAAUGAAUGAUGGUUGUGUAGUGACUCAAGUAGCUAAUAAAGAAAGCCUAACCCACUGUUGGGAAGAAUUUGCACCUACUUGGUAAUGGUGGCUGAGAGAAAAUAAGUAGUUUAUAGGAAGUCGUUUUUAAAUCAGAGUUUGCAGAUAGAAACAGGAGAAUAUCAGCUCAACUCCGGAACUUUUAGAAUGUGUUCUCUUGCAUCUAAAUCUAAUUGCAGUGAAAAAGCCCAGCCAUUGAUUGUCUCAAAUUUCUCUACUUGGGUAGUAGUUCUUGAAAUUCCAAGAAAAAUCAAGUAGAAAGAAAGAAACACUUUGUAAAUAAGGCUUGGCCUUCUGGAAAAAUUGUUUACAGGUUGUGUGAAAGGAUUUAAGCUCAUUGGAAGUGUAGUGGAAAUGUGGAGAGCAACGUGGGUAAAGGGAACUACCUCACUCUUUGAAGGUUUUGUAGAAGUACAAUCAAACCUCCUAAAACGUCUUUGUCACAUAUGGACCAUCUGGUGUGAAAGAACUCUGUAUUUGUAGUGUUAAAGGACCUGGAAUAAUUGUAUUUUGCUGGCAAUAGACACAUUCUUUAUUGUUUGCCGAUUCCUCAUCAAAUCUUUAAUUACGCACUUGUUUCUGUCAUCAAUAAAACAACUUAAGAGAA